AUGGUUGUAGAAGACACCCCCAAAUCCAUCAUCACCGACGAUCAAAUCACAACAAACCCUAAUCGGGUUAUCGAAGACGACAACAAUCUUGAAGAAGGAGAGAUCCUCGAUGAAGACGAUUCCUCCGCCACUUCCAAACCCGUCGUCCACCAACCUCACCUCCUCGAGAAUUCUUGGACUUUCUGGUUUGAUACCCCUGCAGCAAAAUCUAAACAAGCCUCUUGGGGUAGCUCAAUGCGUCCCAUCUACACUUUCUCCACUGUUGAAGAGUUUUGGAGCAUUUACAAUAACAUUCAUCAUCCUGGUAAGUUGGCUGUGGGAGCAGAUUUCUAUUGCUUCAAGCAUAAAAUUGAACCUAAAUGGGAGGAUCCCAUUUGCGCUAAUGGUGGGAAAUGGACUGCGAACUAUCAGAAGGGAAAAUCUGAUACCAGUUGGUUAUACACGUUGUUGGCUAUGAUUGGAGAACAAUUUGAUCAUGGAGAUGAAAUUUGCGGAGCGGUUGUGAAUGUGAGGGGUAGGGCUGAGAAGAUUUCUAUUUGGACUAAGAAUGCUUCCAAUGAAGCUGCUCAGGUGAGCAUUGGAAAACAGUGGAAGGAGUUUCUUGAUUAUAAUGAGACCAUGGGCUUUAUAUUUCAUGAUGAUGCAAGGAAGCUCGACAGAAAUGCUAAAAACAAAUAUGUUGUCUGA
Lathyrus sativus (Indian pea) is the source of this 687-nucleotide messenger RNA. The record is from the annotation of a GenBank genome assembly. Lineage: Eukaryota; Viridiplantae; Streptophyta; Magnoliopsida; Fabales; Fabaceae.